Entamoeba invadens IP1 is the source of this 4068-nucleotide messenger RNA. Its product is annotated as protein serine/threonine kinase, putative. The record is from RefSeq and is a predicted model, not a curated record. Gene Ontology annotation, molecular function: ATP binding; protein kinase activity. The coding region runs from base 1 to 4068 and encodes 1355 amino acids. The transcript has a single exon. Gene Ontology annotation, biological process: protein phosphorylation. Lineage: Eukaryota; Evosea; Mastigamoebida; Endamoebidae.
AUGAUAUUCACAAUUUUAAUCAUGUUAAUUUUUACAACCAGGGGAUAUCAAUGUGAUUGUAAUACUACUGUGGUUAAUAACGUUGACAGCUUUAUACCGUCAAAUUGUCUUGUGCAUUUGAACACUAUUUGCUUUUCUACGGACUUUGGCUUUGGCAAAGAUAUUGUUGAUUUUUAUAAUAUAAUUAUUAUUCAAAACAUUAUAUUAUAUUCUUCUAAUAAUGAAAUAGUUUGGUAUAAUAUACUAAAUAUUACUACCGCUUCAAGUAAAUCUUUAUCAUUGUUUACAGCGUUGCAUUCUAUUAAUAAAUUUGUCAUUGGGUCAGAAGCAUCAAUAAAUGUGCUUCAAAAUGCAACAAAAAUUGGGAAAAUGUCAAUUGCUGGAAAUCUUUUUUUAAUUGAGCCGGAAUUAAACAAACCAUCAGUUCUUAUGUGGAACGCAACGUAUCUCCAUCUGAAUUAUAAUUACACUGAAAGAACUAAUUUUCAAAUCGUGAAUCCAACAGGAAACACAAAUUGUUUUGAUGUCAUAUCACUCAAUGACUUUUCAAAUAUAGACAUCUCAAACGCUAAAAAUCACAUUACUUCUGACAUGUUUAAAUAUUCAUACAAUUUCACAGAUGGGAAGGGGUAUUUAAUAUCAAACAAAAAAUUAAUUAGAUUUUGCCCAAAUAAUACAUUACUCGACAAUGAAGUCAUUUGCACACUAAAAAAGGCUUAUUACACAUCAAGUUCAUCAACAAAUAUGGAAGGUGCAUUCGAUUAUCCACACUGUCCAUGUAAUGGUGAUGGUAGUGUAAAUUGUAAACUCAAAUUUCAAAGUGGAUAUAAUUUGUUCGACAUGUUUUAUAAUAUACUCAAUAACACCGAAUUAUUAAUUGAAAAUGAUGUAACAAUACAACAUUUGAAUAUUACAAAACAAGUCACUGUAUAUGAUAACGUGAUACUGACUAUCAAUUCAAAAUUUACAAAUUUGGUUUUUUUAUUCACUUUUGGUAAAGUUGAGACAAUUAUUAAAGAAGAUAUUUACAAAGAUGCUUCAUUCAAAUAUACAACUUCAUUAAAUAAAGUAAAAUGCAUGGGUGAAUUGAAUUAUAUUUUUAAUAUACAUAAUAACAUCACCAAAUUACAAAUUGAUUGCACUGGAAAUAUACUAUCACUUAAUUUGUAUGAAAACACAAACAUUUUUAUUUCACAAAACACCACUUUAAGUAAAAUAAAACAAGUCUAUUUUAGUGACAAUGGAAAAAGUUAUGUAUUUUUGGAUAAUUCAAGUAAAAAUAAUGUGAUUAGUAAUUGUUAUCUCGUUGAAGUAACCAAAACCAGUUUAACGUGUGUUAUGUGUCAUUCUGAAUAUCGACUUGUUAAUGGUGUGUGUUCUGAACUUGAUCAGAGCUGUGAGACAUACAACAAAAACAAUAAAUGUGUUUUGUGUAAAAGUGGGUAUGUUUUAAAUGAACAAUUUGAGUGUAUUAGUUCAGAAAUUUGUUUAUAUGGCACAUCAACUAAUUGUUACAAAUGUCAAACCCGAUACAAUAGAACUGGCAAUGGUUGUGUUCUUGAUAACAAAUGUCAAUAUAGUGAUGGGAGUGUUUGCAUCAAUUGUCAUUUUGGUGAUUCAUACAACAAAUGUGAAAGUUGCACACCAAAUUGUAAUUUAUGCACAAAGUUGAAAUGCUCAAUUUGCAACAAUAAUUAUGUAUUAAACAACGAAAGUGUUUGCGUUGAAGAGAAAAACGGGGUUUCAAAUGGAAUUUCGACUAUUGGAUGCAAUAAUCAGUUUUACAUUGACAACAAUGUUUGUAACGACUGUCCGUCAAAAUUUGAACAUUCUGUGGUGUGUGAUAAAAGCGAUGCAAUUUCAUGCGAAGUGAAUUAUUUGAUUUUAGAUGAAAGAAAAUGCACUUCAUUGAUUUGUCAAAAUGAAACAUUCAACGAAGAGAACGGGAUGUGUGUUUUAGAAAAAUACAGUUGUGUGUCUAUUGUAAACAAUCGAUGUGUCGAAUGUGAAGACAAUUAUACACUUAACAUCAACAAAACUUGUGUGGAUAUUACAAACAACGACGUAUCAACUGGUUGUGUUGUGUAUAGUAUAUUUGGGUGCAUUUCGUGUGAAAUUGGGUAUUAUCUAUCAAAUGUAGAAUGUCACCAAUGUUCAGAGAAUUGCACAAGUUGUAUUGAAAGUGGCACAAAGUGUCUAUCAUGUAAGUAUGGUUUUUAUCAAGGAGAGAAUCACACGUGUUUGCCAAGCACUGAGCUGUUGGGAAAAUGCGACAAAAUAUCAACAAUCACGGGUGGGUGUUAUCAAUGCAAAGACGGUUAUUACCGAGUUGGUAUGGAUUGUCUGGAGUGUCUUUUAAAUUGCUCAACAUGCAACACAAAAAAUAAAUGUUUGACAUGUAAUUUGACAAAUUACAAGACACAGAGUGGGAAAUGUUUGCCACAAAUCAGUCUUGUUGGGUGUUCUGUUGAAGUCACACAAAAUGGGUGUAACAAGUGUUUGGAUGGGUAUUACACAAUCAAUUACAACGAAUGUGAAAGGUGUUAUGACAACUGCACAACAUGCACACAACACGAUCAAUGCACAUCUUGUGUUGAAAACAGAAUUUUAUUUGAAAGUGGACUUUGUUUUGAUAUUUCAUUUGUAUCAAAAUGUCUUGAAGCCUUAAAUUCAAAAUGUUCGAAAUGCACAUUUUGGUACAUUCCAAAUGAAAGUGGUACUUCGUGCACCAAAAAAGCGGUUUGGUGGGUACUUUUUAUUAUCGUUUUGUUUGUAAUUGUUGUGUUGACAGGUUUGAUAUUAUCAAUUGUGUUUGUAGUGUUGUACAUUGAAAAGAAAAUGCGACACAAACAAAUUGAACAGACAACAACGCUUUUCAAAAUGUCUCAUUCAAAUAUCACUUUUAUAUCACUUGGUAAUGACGUUGUUGUCAACAAAACAGAAGUUUCAUUUGGCAACGACAUUGAUGUCAAUUUACAACAAAGAGAACUUCUGUGUAUUGGAAAUACAUCAAAGCACAACAUGAAGAUUCAAAUCACAACAAAAAGUGAGACAGUCGAGAAAUACAAAUUUGAAACAAAUCCACAAAUAAUUGUACUUCCAAGUGGUGAGGCUUGUGAAUUUGAAAUUUUAUUGACACUGAAAUGCACAACCAAAGUUGAUGAUAAUAUUGUGUUGGUUGCAAAUUUGUUUACAAACAAAAAAGGGGUGAUUAAAGAUAUGAUAAUCACGGCAACAUCAAAAUUAACAACACGACUUGAUCCAGACGAAUUGAAAGAAGACGUGAAACUUGGUGAAGGCUCUUUUGGUGUUGUAUUUAAAGGGGAGUUUAGAGGAAAUGAUGUUGCUAUCAAAAAGAUGAAAACAUGUGAAAACAAUGAUUCUCAAAAAAUUGAAUUUGAAAAUGAAGUUGAUAUGUUAGACAAGUUUCGAAGUGAAUAUAUAGUCCACUUUUAUGGAGCUGUGUUUAUCCCCAAUAAAGUGUGUAUGGUCACUGAAUUUGCACAAUAUGGAAGUUUACAAGACUUGAUGAAACACAAAACAAGUGCAGAAAUUGAUAUAAAGUUGCGAAAGAAAUUCUUGCUUGACGGAGCGUUGGGGAUAUCAUAUUUGCACGAAAAUGGUAUUUUACACAGAGACAUUAAACCAGACAAUAUACUUGUGUUUUCACUUGAUUUGAUUGAAAAGGUAAAUUCAAAACUGACUGAUUUUGGAAGUGCAAGAAAUGUUAAUAUGUUGAUGACUAAUAUGACUUUCACAAAUGGUAUUGGUACACCAAAGUAUAUGGCACCUGAAGUCUUGAACAAACAACAUUACAAGAAACCGGCUGAUGUAUAUUCAUUUGCAAUUACAAUGUUGGAGUGCUUUUUGUGGAGUAAUGCAUAUCCCAAAAGUAUUUACAUGUAUCCAUGGACUAUAGCUGAUGAUGUUGCUUCUGGAAAAAGACCAAACACAAUAAAAACACUUGAAGAGAAAUAUCAAAGUGUCAUUGAAAAGUGUUGGAAACAAGAGACAGAGAAAAGGUGUACAAUAAAUGAAGCGAUUAAUGAACUAAAAACAAUUGAGUAA